CGCCGUCGUCCUCGUUAUCGUCGUCGUCGACUUGGUACAAUCGUCAUUUACCUGUGACGUAAAUCGCGUCGUCACAGAGUCAUCUAAGAAGAAGGGAGCGGCGUGCUCGAAGGAGGGAGUAAAACGCGGGACGGAAGUCGGAAGAGAGCCAAAGAGGAUAGGAAGAGGGAGAGAGAGUGAGGAAGUGCGUGCGUCGUAAUCGGCGAGGAGGAGAGAGAUUUCGGCAUCUCGACGAAAUCAUUCGCUGGGAUAUAUCGUGUGUGUCGCCACGACACGUAACGCCGUGCCCGCUCCUCAUUUCGGAGCGGAUCCCGAGGAGGGCGUAAGGGCGAAAAGUGCACCAGUACCUUUUUUUCUACGCUUGUCUUCCCUCCCUCUCUCUCCGCACCUCGGUGGCGCGGGAGAUCAGCCAGUGUUUUAGUGCCAGUGUUUAAAGUCUACCUCAUGUCGGCGGUUUGCGGCCGAUAAAGCAUAUUUAACAGAAAGCGAAAGAAAAAAUAAAUACAAGGAGACAGGUGUAAGCGCGUAGUCUUUACGUUUUGUGCGUGAGUUCUGCGAUAGAGAGCGAAGUUAUUAUCAUAAAUAUGUCUCUGGAUAAGUUCGCGGAAGGCAGUAUGCUGCAGAAGGACAUGGAGCGUCUGGAUAUUGGAGAGGAGAAGAAUGGUGAUAGUCCAAGCAGCAGUGGGGUUGCUAAAGUCCUUGUGAGCAAUCUACCGGCUCAAAUACGAGUAGAAGACCUGGAUCUGCUGUUCUCCAACUACGGCCAGGUUCAGAACAUCGAAAAAGUGCCGUCGCGGGAUCCGAACACACAAAGCGUGCUCAUUAGCUAUGAGACGCAAGAGCAAGUACAGCAGGCUGUGAACCAGUUAAAUGGCUACGAUUUCGACGGCAAUCCGUUGAAAGUGGAGAUGUCCUCGGCGGAGAGCCGACGCAGGGGCCGCAGCCAACGCAGCGGCGGCGUGGCCUUCUCCGGGCUGCCGGGUUCCGGUCGCCAGACCGAUUUCCCGCUGCGUAUCCUCGUCCAAUCCGAUAUGGUUGGCGCCAUAAUCGGCCGACAGGGUUCCACCAUACGGCAGAUCACGCAGAUGACGCGCGCCCGGGUCGACGUGCACCGCAAGGACAACGUUGGCUCCCUCGAGAAAGCCAUUACCAUCUACGGCAACCCCGAGAAUUGCACCAACGCCUGCAAGAAGAUCCUGGAAGUCAUGCAGCAGGAGGCUAACAAUACGAACAAGGGUGAGAUUACCUUGAAGAUCCUCGCGCACAACAAUCUCAUCGGUCGGAUCAUCGGUAAGGGCGGCAACACGAUCAAGAGAAUCAUGCAGGACACCGAUACAAAAAUCACCGUCAGCAGUAUCAACGACAUCAAUAGCUUCAAUCUCGAACGCAUCAUCACGGUUAAAGGAACGAUCGACAACAUGAGCAAAGCCGAGUCCAUGAUCUCCAGCAAGCUCCGCCAGAGCUACGAAAACGAUCUGCAAGCUAUGGCUCCCCAAAGCAUGAUGUUCCCCGGCUUGCACCCGAUGGCCAUGAUGUCCACCGCCGGCAUGGGCUAUAGUUCUCGUGGACCCGGCCUCUACGGUUCGGGACCCGCCCCAUAUCCCUACCAGAGCAGCCUGCCUACUCAACAGGGCGUCCCCGCCAGCGAUACCCAGGAGACGACUUUCCUCUACAUUCCCAACAACAGCGUCGGCGCCAUCAUCGGCACCAAGGGCUCCCACAUCCGUAACAUAAUCAGGUUCUCCGGCGCGAGCGUGAAGAUUGCUCCCCUUGAGCAAGAUAAGCCGGCUGAGCAACAGACUGAGAGGAAGGUCACCAUUGUGGGCUCCCCGGAAUCUCAGUGGAAGGCCCAGUACUUGAUCUUUGAAAAGAUGCGAGAGGAGGGAUACGUCGCCGGCACCGAAGACGUUAGACUGACCAUUGAGAUCCUCGUGCCCAGUACUCAGGUUGGCCGAAUCAUCGGCAAAGGUGGUCAAAAUGUGAGGGAGUUACAGCGCGUAACCGGUAGCGUUAUUAAAUUGUCAGAACAACAAGCGACUCCUCCCUCAGCUGAGGAGGAAACAACUGUCCAUAUAAUCGGUCCCUUCUUCUCCGUUCAGUCGGCACAGAGAAGGAUCCGCGCGAUGGUACUGCAAUCGGGCACGCCCGGUGGAACCGGCGGUGCUGGCUCACGCGCCGGUCGCGGUAGCAGCCAGGAGGGUGCCUCCCGUUCUAAAAGAGAUGGCAGCGCCACUUCUCAGGGCGGCACGACGUCGCAACCCAGCUCCCAACAGCAGUCUAUCGGCUCGCCAUCGAGCCAACAGCAGCAACAGCAGCAGCAGCAGCCGCAGCCGCCAUCAUCGCCUCAGUAACAUUAACAUCGAUGACACCGACCUGACGCGGACCGACGCCACAAACGCCCAUCCGCUUCAUUCGCCGGAGUGGCCUCGUCGUCGCUUUGACAUUCUCUCUCGUCGAGAGGCUGAGCUUAUCGCGACCUCCUCCUCUCGCGGGGCGCGCGCGAUUCUCCCUGACGGGGGAGAACUUCGAACGAGGGUGCGCGACGCGCAGAUCGCGACGGGAAGACGCGCGGCAACGUUCUGAGAAUUAACUCGACCGAGAUCCAACAACAAUGUUCGCGGACUCUUCCGACUCUGCGAGAUAAUUCUCGGUGGUAACAGUUCCCGUGCUCAGGUUCCGUGGGUCAGUUUUAGAAAUGAUUCACGAGUCCCAACUCGACGAAUCAUCGGGAAUUCUAACGAGUGCUCGGCGAGUCCACAAUUCGGAGAGUUAAUUCUGAGAAUUCGAAUGAAGAAUUCUAAUUCCAAAGAUUCUAAUUCCAAGGCUUGAUUGUUGUAUGAGUCAAUCUGAAGAGUCAACGAGGCCCCGGGCCCUCCGCUCGAUUCGACACGAGCGCUUUUAAUUCGCGGUCGAUGUUAAUCACAUACGAAUGAUUAAUUUGUCUUAAAGUGUCCUUGUCGACAAUUAGGACAUAUUGCGAGUGGAUCAGUCGCAUUCGGUAUUCGGUUGAAACGAUUGCGAUUCCGAGUCGCAAAGCUCUCGCGGCACUGCUAAGAGAAGUAAUGACGAAGAUGCGAUCGAUCGGAGGAGCACCGAGCGUAUAUUAUACGAAUCUGGCUUUAUCCAGGCAGACACUGCCCAUACGCGAUCGCUGACUCUCACGAACUCCCGUCCUCGUUGACGAGGACCGUGGCGUUUUCCCCUUCGCUCUACGCGUCGCGCCUGCGUCCCGCGCGCACACCCCCCGCGAUAGCGACGAAGCGACAACACACAGCCGCGCACGACCCAAUUUCGCAGCGCUAACGAAACCACCGCCGCCGAUGAAAUAGGAUACUUCGACGAGAAACAAACUGAUUUAAAAAAAAAAUAGAAAAAAAAAAGAAAAACACACACAACCUUAUUACCUCAUUGCAUUACGGUUAAAGAUUUAAUACGAUAAAGGAAAGUGUGAAACGCGCGGGAGAAGCGAUAAACCGAUUAAUCUAAAAAAAAAAAAGAAGUCUAUCUAAUAUUAAAGUUAUUAAUAAUAUACAGAGAAGUUAAGUGACAAUUACAUAUUAUGUUAUAUCUGUUACUACUACUGCAACUAUUACUAUUAUUAUACUACCUACUACCUACCUACUACUAUUAUCGCUGUAUACUAUUUACUUACUUCUUACUAGUACUACAGAAGGAAAGCGGAUUUUCUUAAAAAAAAAAGAAAGCAACAAAAAACACAGAUUAGAUACAGUUCUUUUAUACACACAAUUCAGAGACGUUGAACGAUAAUAUGAGACUUAACUAAUACCGAGACCGUGUAUCGCGGAACGGCAAUCCGUUGCCGGUCGUAGACAUAAGCCAGGAUGCCUCAGGAGGAGAAGGGAAUAGAAGCGACCCCCGCGCCCCAACCCGCCCCUCCUCGCACGUAAUACCAAAGAAGCGACUAUGAGUUAUUUCGUAUUAGUGAAGUGAAAUGCGUCGUGUACGCUCUAUUCGCCUCAAGUUCCUCAUCAAGAGCCACGAAAGAAGGAAGAAGAGAAAGAAAGGGAGAGGGAUUAGAUACGAGAAUGAGGGAGGGGAAAUCGAUGAGUAGUCAUCAAGAUGUCGAAAACAACGCCGACAAGACAUCGAGUCGCUUGGCAUGAAUGAUUGACGAUGAAGAAGAAGAAAGAGAGAAAGAAGAGAAUAAAAAAGGGAAGAAAGUAAAAUAGGAGACGAAAGUCCGAUCGUAUAAUACCACAUCGGUAUACGACACGGAUGCCGUUUUGUGCCACGUUUUCAAAGAGUGUAACUAAAGGACGUUUUUCAAAUACAUGGAGAGAAUGAAAAAGCGACUGUCGCGCGGUACGCAACGAAGAACAGCGAGUGAAAGGGAAAGAGAGAGCAAGAUAGAGAAACACAAAAGGAAGCAAAAGAGAGACAGACGGCGAGCGAAGGAGGGGUCGUAAGGGACAAAAAAAAGUGAACAGACAAAACUUUUCAGGGAUUUUUACUUUUACCAUGAAUGUAAUAAUGUGUGAGUGUGCGUGUGUUGAAUAAUUAUUAAUUGAUAAGUAAUUUGAUUACUGAUUAGAAGUUAAACGGCGAGGAAAGAGUAAGGGAGAGGGCUUAAUGAGAGAUAGGCAAGAGAUAGAGGGUAGGAGAGGAAGAAUAGAGGGACAAAUGGGAGAGUGAGGUGUCGCGACGUUUAAUCGCGACAUUUACUCUCGCCGCGGAUGGUGUGUCGCCGAGACGAGCGUCGAGACGGAGCCUCCGCGAGGCGUCCCCCGACGAGCCUGCGAACCCCGUAAUUUUUGCAAAUUAUAGCUGUUAGAGGCGCGCAGGAUCGGUCGGGCGCGGAGAACCGCGGAGCGCAACGAUCUCGAUCUCGCAUCGAUAUCGCGACUUGCAACGCGUAUAAUCGGCCAUUAUUAUCCCGUUGCGUAGAGCCAAGAGAUUUCUUUUGAGAUCGAGGAUAAUCCGAGGAUAACGCGCAUACGUUCGACGAGACGAAA
Messenger RNA from Wasmannia auropunctata (little fire ant), 4973 nucleotides. It is a transcript of the gene Imp, whose product is annotated as insulin-like growth factor 2 mRNA-binding protein 1. The transcript is spliced from 8 exons. Lineage: Eukaryota; Metazoa; Arthropoda; Insecta; Hymenoptera; Formicidae. Gene Ontology annotation, biological process: nervous system development; regulation of gene expression. The record is from RefSeq and is a predicted model, not a curated record. Gene Ontology annotation, molecular function: mRNA 3'-UTR binding. Gene Ontology annotation, cellular component: nucleus; cytoplasm; cytosol. Bases 585 to 2351 code for a protein of 588 amino acids.